Physella acuta is the source of this 2016-nucleotide messenger RNA. RefSeq lists its product as uncharacterized. NCBI's taxonomy places the organism in Eukaryota, Metazoa, Mollusca, Gastropoda, Physidae. The record is from RefSeq and is a predicted model, not a curated record.
CUGUUAUAAAAAGUUAAAGUAGUUAAAAUUUAGCACUAUAAAACAAUUUGACUGUUUCUAUCAUAAACUUUAAUUAAAAUCAAUAUAGAUAUUUAAAAUUUCUCAAUUGGACUUCGGCCGGUCACGAACUGGCUGGCCAAUGUCUAAAGUCAAGAAACAUUUCGGACUUUGGCCGGUCAUUUGGAAGCGAUAUGCAUAACAACCCCCCCUCCCCUCCACACAGACACACAAUAAAACAUUAAAAGGCUGGGCCCGCCCCUACUCUUCUGAGCUGUGUAUGAAACUAGCGACUAUCUAGAAAGAAACUAAGUGGGUGUUCUGCUAUUUGCUUGUUUACUUCGUGGGUCUGAUGUGCACAGCAAAUGAAUGAUGCAGCCACUUACAGUUUGGUGUGUAGUGACAUUCUGUGGACUUCUUACUGCUGCUGUGAGCAGGACAGCGGCUGAGAACGUUUUAAGUUGUAUGACCUUCGAAGAGUUCCCGGAUGAUGAAGACAUAACUGUCAAACCGACAUCAGAGAAAUUAAAAAAUUGUUGUGGCUUGAAGCAAAAUGUCCACUAUUAUCCCGGCACUAAAGCUGGUCUGUUGACGCUUGACUGUGGAGAUGAUCUCAUCACUGAUGUCGACAUCACUGCCAGAAACUGUGAGAAGAAAUGUACUGGGCUCACCUUGGACUUGUAUGCAGCCUCUCGUUACUGCUGGUGGAAGACAAAAUGUGAGGUGAUGUACACGGCCGGUGUUAUAAUGAUUGGCAAAGGAUGUUAUUAUCAACCCACAUAUUUAGAGGUCAGCUAUUCAUGCCUCAAGAAAGAAACGCCUAUCGUUGAUGUGAUGAACCUUGUACAAACGGUGCAGGCGGCAGAGGGCACCAUACGCUCACAUGGUGGGAGCAAUCCGAGCUUAAAGGAGCAUAUAACGUAUACCGUUAAAGUUCUGCCUCCAGAUGACGUACGUGAUAGAGCAAAAGUGACGGUGUCUGUAACCAAAGCUAAAGUUUCAUCAGGCGACCUAGUUACACUUGGGUCUGACAAUCAAGAGUGUAAAAUAUCUGAAAAUUCAACGGGGGCAUCAAAGACGUUCAAUGCUCCAUUCAUAAAAGUGAGCUACAAACACCGAAAGAAUUCCACCAACACCACAGAUUUUAAUAUCACAUUCAAAUGGUCAAGAAUAGACGGGGAGGAUGCCUGUAGGAACUCUUCAUUCAAGUCGUGUGGAGAGGGCAAAGUUAUUGAUGUCAUUUCUGAUUUGACGUCAAAGCAUUAUUACGGCGUUAUUCGAAGCCAUUCCCAGUACCCAGCCGAUUACAGGAAACCAGCUGCUCCAUCCUUACACGGCGAAAAUUAUUCAACAUUCGAGAAACAAAUUGAAAGUCCUAGAAAGGGAGAAACCUGUUUCAAUUUAAAGCUAUUACACUUCAGUUUAGAUUACAAGGACAGUUUGAAGAUAGUCGACGCCAAUAACAAAAACGAAUAUGAGACUAAAGGGAAACUGGCAGGCAGAGACAUAAGUUACACAACUAAUGCCAGAAGUGUCAAUGUUACAUUUAAGCUUCACCAUGCCCGACCUGGAUCUGCCUCUGGGUUCCUGAUGUUCUACCGAUGGACAGACACGUGUAAUGGGACUUUGGAUUUCUUCUCUCCUGCCCCUUGCCAGACCACGAAACCAGGACAAACAGACAUAAAAAAAGCUUACCAGACCUCGAAACCAGGAAAAUCAGACAGGAAAAAAAAAGGGACAGACAAGUGUAAUGGGACUUUGAAUUUCUUCUCUCCUGCCCCUUGCCAGACCAAAAAACCAGGACAAACAGACAUAAAAAAAGGCAACAAGAAACCCACGAAACCCAAGGGUAGGCAUCAACAAAUAGGCAACAAGAAACCCAAGCAACCCUGAGAUAGCUGCAAGAAUUUUAAAUGCCAACAAUGAAGAUCAAUUUGAGACGACCAAGCGACCAUGAUAUGAUGACCAAUUGAUAAACGCCACUUUAUUUCAAAAUAAUAAAAAUAUUUCAUACCAUAA